Messenger RNA from Beauveria bassiana ARSEF 2860, 1479 nucleotides. RefSeq lists its product as uncharacterized. The coding region runs from base 1 to 1479 and encodes 492 amino acids. The transcript is spliced from 2 exons. NCBI's taxonomy places the organism in Eukaryota, Fungi, Ascomycota, Sordariomycetes, Hypocreales, Cordycipitaceae. The record is from RefSeq and is a predicted model, not a curated record.
AUGUCGCAAGCCAAAUCGAAAUGGGAUCUAGACUUGGCCACAGGCCAGUUGACUCGAAAGCUCCGAGGAACAGAGCUGAUAGUCAGGGCCUCGGAGCUCACCAAUAAUGGAAACUUUCAACUCAACAUUCUGGGAGAAUUUGAAACAAAUAUCCCAAAGAUUGAGCUGAGAAGGCGAUGCCAAACAUCCUGGUGGCUCACCAGACAGACUCUGCCACUGAUUGGCGUUACUCUGGGCUUGGAGCAGGCAUUUUUCAAGCCGAUACAGUCUGUCAAUGAUGCGAAGCUUUGGAUAUCGGAGACUUGCAUUUUCGAGAAAAAUGUCACCUGCGAAGAGGUAUUGAUGAAGCAAUAUCGCCAGGCAUCAGAUGUCACGAAAGUAACAGUGAUACUUGAGCCUUUGUCUGGUCGUUUGGGGUGCGUUGUGAAUAUUUCCCACACGCUCACCAGCCUUGAUGUGUAUCAAAUCAUCGACUCCUUUGUGAGCAACUUGUCGGCAAGAGAGUGCGACGUUGAUUUGGAGCAAAUCUUUCUUCCAGAGACGGCCACUCUAGUAGCCAACAGAUUGCCACAGAGUCUCGGGCAGGCCUACGCAAACCAGCACCCAGCCAUCACAGAGGCAGAACGCGAGGAGGCGUGGAGGAUAUACGAGCACGCUCAAGAGCGAUGGCAACGCUCCUCCAUCGGCAUACCUGUCCAUCCGGAUCAUGAAACCCGCCCAAGUCUCAUUCACAAUGAGCAGGCCACAUUCUCUGCCGCCGAGGUCAAGGCAGCCUUGGCCGCUGCCAAAAUGCAGCGUGUCACCAUAACAACAUUGUUUUUCGCUUGCAUCACGGCAGGCAUCAGAGCACGCUACAGCGACGGGAGCGAAGAGGGAGCGCAUCUGGUCUUUAGCGGAAACGGCCAGCGCUGGCUCGACACCCGCGCAAGCGACACCCGAGGUCCAGUGGGAAUGAGCAUUCUGCCCGGCGCCUUGUGGCUCGACCGAGCCGACAUUAUCAACACGGGACAAGUCAAGCCACACGACGUCUUUGAAAUGGCCCGCAAGAUACAAACCCUGCAGAACCAGGAUUUGGUCUCCAAGCACAUCAUCGCCGUCUAUGACGAGCUCGCGCCAACAGCGUUCCAGGCGGCCAUGGAGUCGCGCCAUCAGCCUCGUGCCGUCCCUCGCGUAUGCCGACCUACCUUGACUUCCCAGGGAGAGUUUUUCAAACAGGACUCUGCCGCUCGUCGAGAGAGCAAUGAUGCCGCCGCCGGCGUUCACAAAGCAAAGCUCGUUCACUUUCGGUCGGGAGGCCGCAACACGGAUUCUAGCGUGUGCUUUGCGCUUUUUAGUUUUCGCGGAGACAUGAGGUGCAAUAUGCUGUUUGAUGAAAAGUUUUUUGACCGAGAUGAGGUUGUUGGGCUCAUGGAUACCAUCCUGGGUAUAUUUAGACGGGUAGCCUUUUCUGUGCAAGAUGGCACGCUGGCAAAAUUUUAA